Messenger RNA from Triplophysa rosa, 3410 nucleotides. Its product is annotated as brain-specific angiogenesis inhibitor 1-associated protein 2-like. Gene Ontology annotation, molecular function: protein binding. The annotation marks the transcript as partial. Lineage: Eukaryota; Metazoa; Chordata; Actinopteri; Cypriniformes; Nemacheilidae. Gene Ontology annotation, biological process: actin crosslink formation; actin filament bundle assembly; positive regulation of actin filament polymerization. The transcript has 5 exons. The record is from RefSeq and is a predicted model, not a curated record. Gene Ontology annotation, cellular component: nucleoplasm; cytosol.
GCUCUACUCUUCCUCGUGUGCUCCCUCUCUCUCCUCCGACUCGUGUGGAGGCUCUGUUCUCUCACUCACCUGACUCCUCAGAGGGAGAGAAAGAUGGAGAUAGAGGAGGUUCCUGUCUCCUUUCCUUCCUGCCUGGAGACACUCUCAGCCUGCUGAUCAGUGAACCCAGAGACGGCUGGCACUACGGCCAGAAUGAGCGAACCGGGCGAAAAGGCUGGUUUCCCUUCUCCUACACUCAGCCUUACCCAAACACACCCGGACAACAAGACAUCAGUCCUCCUCCCCUGUCCAAGAUGAACAGCACAAGCAUGGGGCAGUUGGACAGGCUGUCCCCUGGUGGUCACCUUCAUCAGGCCAGUCCUGACUCAGAAGAGGAGAGGAAUGUCAUAUCUCAGCGUGUCAGCACCUUCAGGCCUCGCCCCUACAGCAUGCUGAAUCCUGAAACCACCAAGAUUAAUCCACGGCUUGCAGGACAACGCCUGAAGGACAGAAUGUACACUGAUUUCACCUGCCCUCCUCCGUCCCCGACCAGGACCAAUCCGUUCGCCCACAUUCGACUGAGGAAGACGGUGACCAACGAUCGCUCAGCUCCAGUUAUACAGUAAAACCUUUGAGUGUAAACCAGAGACAUGUUGACUGUAACAAGACCACUAAUGCCUUGCAGUGUCUACUUUAUUUCGAGAUGACACUGUAUUCCUAUUAUUUUUGCUAAUAACAUAUUCUGAAAGUGUCCAAAAUUAGAGAAUGGGCAAUUUGCACUAGAUGGCGCCGGUGAGCUUUUGCGUUGCCAGGGUCUGCAGACUAAUUUCCGGUCAUAUAACACUAUCAAGUUGUUUUGUCUUAACGAAGUGCUCAGCAAUGUAAAGGGGAUCUGUCCUAUCGCUGAUAUAUUACUUAAAAAACACCCAUAUUUGCUGGCCAAAAACCCUUCUUUUCCGAUAAGACCGACCCUGGCAUCCCAAAAGCUCACUCUUGUGCAACUAGCGAAUUAAACCCCCUCUAAUUAAAAUCUACAGUAAAUCUAAUGAAUGCAUAAAAUGUUAUCAGACACUAAAUAUUUUAAGGCUAUUGUUUGGGUUAAAUGUAUUUAGUAUUAAGUGCAGCAGAUGGAGAUGAAGAGCGUUGAAAUGACUUUGUAACAUGACAUUGAUAAUAAUUCUCUGUUUUCAUGUGAUGCAUCACACUGCACAAUUUCAAAAGAUGGAAAGUAGAAAAUGGAAACGAUGCCUUUCGUCUUCAGUGUUUGUGGAGAUGUCCUUGAUUCAUCAAGUGAUUUAGAUUUACCUAUAGAGCUGAAUUUGUUCUGAGAUUUGUUCAAAGAUUUAUAUUUCCAUGUUAUCCGCCAGGUACAUUCCAAUGAAUACAGAAACUGCACUGCUACCAUUUUAGGCAGCUUUAAGCAGUUGUCCUUGUUUGGUACCUUUGUCAGAAUAAGUAUUAAAAAUUCUUUAGUCUAUACAAUUUUUUAUAUUCAUAAACGAUCUUUAAAUAUUAACUUUUUCAUUUCUUGGAAAAAUGGGUCUGGUACAACAUGAAGGCGAGUAAAUAAUGACAGAGUUUCAAUGGAUGGACUAUUUCUUUAAGUGUACAUGCUACACUCUUAAAAAUAAAGGUGCUUAAAAGGUUCUUCACAGCGAUACCAUAGAAGAACCAUUUUUGGUUCCACAAAGAACCAUCCCUUACCUUUUUAUAAUCUGAAGAGCAUUUUUUCGCCACAAAGAACCUUUUGUGAAAUAGAAAGGUUCUUCAGAUGUUAAGGUUCAUUAUGGAACCAUUUAGACGAAAAGGUUCUUCCAUGGCAUCGUGAAGCACCUUUAUUUUUAAGAGUGCACAUGCUCUUGCAAGAUACUUUUUCCAGAAAAUUUGAAGUUUGUUUUUUCCUGUGUAAUUGUAUAAAGACAAGGGCCCGGUUGCAUAAAGCACCUUAAGUGUAAUUAUCCCUUAAGUGUAUCCUUAAGUAUACCUUAAGUUUUACUUAAGUUAUUCUCCCAUUGUCUUUGGUAAAGGAAAAUCACCCCUUAAGUGUCAUACUUAAGGGAAAAACUUAAGGUGCUUUAUGCAACCGGGCCAAGGCAUUUUAGAGCAUUCUGGGAGGAGAAGAAGGUUUACUGGUUGGAACAAUAAAUAGGAAGUAGGAAAUAUGAGUGGAUGAAGGGAAAAGUGAAGUACUGUCUUAACUACAGCAGGGCUUUGGAAAGAUUUUUGAGGAGGAAAGUAUUGUGUUUAAGUCUGAAAGGCUCUCAGCUUUUUUCCCUGUGUUCCCUUUACCUGUCUAGUAUAUUUAUGUAUUCUAAACCUUUAAAACUAAAGCUUGUAGUCCUGAGUUUCAGCAGAUGUAAGCAAGAGAUGUGAAUGCUGAGUGGUGCUGUUGUGUACAGAGAGGAAUUCUGAAGAGAAGCAAAGAAAGCUCUUGAAUGUUGAGAUGUGAUGGAGAAUGUGACUGUGGUAAAGCACUGUAGCUGUAGGUUUAUUAAAAAACAUUCCUCCUUGCCCACCUUUUUUGUGGGAUUAUUUCCGGGAGAAAGCAUUUUUCAUAUGUAUAUUUGUUUCCAAAUUAUUACGGCUGAAAGAAUUGCAUUUAAACUGGCAUAGCUUUAAUUAUAAUAUUAAUGCUCAUAAAAUACAUUGUCAGCUUUGAUAUCUUCAAAUAUUAACUUUUAGUUGUAUUUAAAAUGUUUAUAUUAUACAGAGAUAUUAAAGCGAGAAAAGCAAAAAGGUCUCCAGUCUAUAAUAAGAGCUUCUACAUUUUUAUUGUGCAAAAGCUGAUUUAUCAAUGUAAAAGCAUUGUUAUUUGACCUUUAAAAGAAACACAUUGACAGAUCAGUGUCACUGGUUUUCAUUUGAUUAGUGACCUAAAUAUACUGUAGAAUCAUAAAUAUUUUUUUAAAUCCUAAAACUUUAUUUCCAAGUUUAAAUGAAAGCAAUUCCAGGUUUUCAGCGUAGUCUCUGACGUUGACGUAACUGUAUGUUAUUUUAUAAUUAUUAUGUCUACGUAAUGUUGGUUGAGUGAAUUUAGUUUCUAUUUUUAUUGUAUCUUCCCUUUAUCCUUAUCUUCCCAGAGAACCCUGCUAUGGAGCACUGGCUGAUCUCAUUAAUUCGUACAGUCACUAGCAGUUACAUAUUAUACAUUUCAAGUAGGAGUGUAUAAUCUGUCUCUACUCGUUUAAAAAAAAAUCUAAUUAAACGCUUAAAAGAGGCAUGAAGUCAGCUGCAGGGUGCUCAGGGUGAACGUUUUUGCUCAGGCAAGCACAUACUGUAACUACUAUAUAUUUGUUUUUUGCUCAGAUGAGCAUUAUAUUUGUAGUCACAAUAGAUCAGUCUUAUAUUUUGUUACUCUUAAAUGUUGUAACUUUGCUAAUUGUAUCUCCUUGAAUCUCUUGUUCUAGACUCAGUAAAGUUAAUCUCUGUGG